This is a messenger RNA of Boeremia exigua, 2729 nucleotides long. Its product is annotated as aconitase family-domain-containing protein. Lineage: Eukaryota; Fungi; Ascomycota; Dothideomycetes; Pleosporales; Didymellaceae. The transcript has 4 exons. Gene Ontology annotation, molecular function: 3-isopropylmalate dehydratase activity; 4 iron, 4 sulfur cluster binding. The record is from RefSeq and is a predicted model, not a curated record. Gene Ontology annotation, biological process: L-leucine biosynthetic process. Gene Ontology annotation, cellular component: 3-isopropylmalate dehydratase complex. Bases 313 to 2631 code for a protein of 772 amino acids.
CUAAAAUCCACGCGCCUAUCAGGAUCGUGUUGUGUGCUUCUUGCUGUGUGUGCGCGGAUCUGCCGAGAACGGACCGUGAAAGCCAUCAAUCAGCGACGCUCUGAUUCGACACUCGGCCGUGGCCGCCCUCACCUCCGGCAUCGGCGGGACAUUUCUGAGUCCUGCUUUGCCAUCAGCUAUUUGAGUGCCACGGUCUGCGCCUUUAGCAUACCAGACACUGCCCUUGCUUGUACUUCCCACACGUCUGCUGAGACUUCACCCUGCAUUUUGUACCAUUAUACCCUCAGAUACCCGCAAACGCACUCGUCCACUAUGCCGUCUGCUGUGAAACCCCCACAGACGCUGUACGACAAGGUCUUCGAGGACCACAUUGUCGAAGAGAAGGAGGAUGGCACAGUUCUUCUUUACAUUGACCGACAUCUUGUUCACGAAGUGACAUCACCACAAGCCUUUGAGGGCCUCCGAAAUGCCGACCGUAAAGUCCGGAGACCAGACUGUACGCUGGCCACAGUCGAUCACAACAUCCCUACCGCCUCGCGGAAAAAUCUCACAACAACCGAAAAAUUUAUCGAUGAGGCCGACUCGCGGACGCAGGUUAUGACCCUCGAGGACAAUGUCAAGGCCUUUGACCUUACAUACUUUGGUAUGGACGAUAAGAGGCAAGGUAUCGUGCACAUCAUUGGACCUGAACAGGGCUUCACUCUCCCGGGCACAACAGUAGUCUGCGGUGAUAGCCAUACUUCUACACAUGGCGCAUUCGGCGCUCUUGCGUUCGGUAUCGGUACCAGCGAAGUCGAGCAUGUCCUUGCCACACAGACUCUUCUCACAAAAAGAAGUAAGAACAUGAAGGUUCAGGUUGAUGGAGAGCUGGCUCCCGGUGUCAGUAGCAAAGACAUCAUCCUGCACGUCAUCGGCAUAAUUGGAACAGCUGGAGGAACCGGAGCAGUCAUCGAAUUCUGCGGUUCGGCCAUCCGCGCCCUCAGCAUGGAAGCCCGUAUGUCGAUUUGUAACAUGUCGAUUGAGGGUGGCGCACGCGCAGGCAUGGUCGCACCCGACCAGAUCACAAUCGACUACCUCAAGGGCCGUCCUUUGGCGCCCAAGGCCGACAGCCCCGAAUGGAAGAAGGCCUGCAACUACUGGCUUAGCCUGAAGUCUGACGAGGACGCCAAAUUCGACCAGGAGAUCUACAUCGACUCGAAGGACAUUGCGCCGACCGUCUCUUGGGGUACAUCACCCCAGGAUGUCAUCCCUAUCACCGGCGUAGUUCCCGGUCCUGACGAUUUUGACGACGACGUUAAGAAGGAGGCUUGCAAGCGCGCCCUGAAGUACAUGGGUCUGACUGCCGGUACGUCUAUGCAGGAUAUUCCGGUUGACAAGGUCUUCAUUGGUUCCUGCACAAACGCUCGCAUUGAGGAUCUGAGGGCCGCUGCCAGCGUUGUCGAGGGCAAGAAGGUUGCCUCCAACAUCAAGCACGCGAUGAUCGUCCCCGGCUCCGGUCUUGUCAAACGCAAGGCCGAGCAGGAGGGUCUCGACAAGAUAUUCAUCGAGGCUGGCUUCGACUGGAGAGAGGCUGGUUGCUCCAUGUGCUUGGGCAUGAACCCCGAUAUCCUUUCUCCUGGCGAGCGUUGCGCGUCCACAUCGAACCGAAACUUCGAGGGCCGUCAGGGAGCUGGUGGUCGUACUCACUUGAUGUCUCCCGUCAUGGCCGCCGCCGCCGCUAUCGUUGGCAACCUCGCGGAUGUUCGCAAGCUUGCGCCCUCAUCGUCCGCCGCCAAGGGCUCCCCCAAGGUCGAAGUUGCUCACAUCCAAGAUGUUGAGAGCGAUGAGGACCUUGACAAGAUCAUGGAUCUGCCCGAGCAGAACCAGCAAUCACAUACCUCAUCCACCUCAACCAAGGGCGCCAGCGUAGGCAUGCCUAAGUUCGAGACCCUCCGCGGCUACGCAGCGCCCAUGGACAUCGCCAACAUCGACACCGACGCCAUCAUCCCCAAGCAAUUCCUCAAGACCAUCAAGCGCUCCGGCCUUGGCACCGCCCUCUUCCACGCCUGGCGCUUCGAAGCUGGCAGCGACAAGGAAGACGCCUCGUUCGUGCUGAACCAGGAGCCGUACCGCAACGCCAAAAUUCUCGUCUGCACAGGCCCCAACUUCGGGUGCGGCAGCUCGCGUGAGCACGCGCCCUGGGCUCUGCUCGACUUCGGCAUCAAGUGCAUCAUCGCGCCCUCGUUCGGCGACAUCUUCUUCAACAACACCUUCAAGAACGGCAUGCUGCCGCUGCGCAUCACCGACAGCGCGGCCCUCGCGGCCAUUGCCGCAGAGGCAAAGGCUGGCAAGGAGAUCGAAGUCGACCUCGUUAACCAGGUCAUCCGCUCCGCCGAUGGAAAGGAGCUGAGCUCCUUCGACGUUGAGGAGUUCCGCAAGCACUGCCUUGUUAACGGGCUGGAUGACAUCGGUCUGACAAUGGCGUCUGAGGACGCGAUCCUCAAGCAUGAGCAGAAGCGCACGGCGGUCUGGCCGUGGCUGGAUGGCAGUGGCUAUCUUGCGAGGCAUCGCAAGGGCCCUGUCAAGGUGCAGGCUGCGAAGGUGCCGAAGACGAAUAGGGGCGAGGAGCUGAAGGAGCCGCUGGACUGGUAGAUGCGGAGUAAAAAGUUCUGGUGUUGAAAUAGUUAAUGGGCGGUGUCCUGCGCUUUACUCACGUAUAGUUAUGAUGAAUAUAUGAACGCGUAACGCGA